CCGCCAGCUCUUCCGGGAGCCCAGGGCAUGAACGGCUACGGCUCUCCCUACCUGUACAUGGGCGGCCCCGUGUCGCAGCCGCCGCGGGCGCCCUUGCAGCGCACGCCCAAGUGCGCGCGCUGCCGCAACCACGGCGUGCUGUCCUGGCUCAAGGGCCACAAACGCUACUGCCGCUUCAAAGACUGCACCUGUGAGAAGUGCAUCCUUAUCAUCGAGCGGCAGCGGGUCAUGGCGGCGCAGGUGGCGCUGCGCAGGCAGCAGGCCAACGAGAGCCUCGAGAGCCUCAUCCCCGACUCGCUGCGCUCCCUGCCGGGACCCCCGCCGCCGGGAGACGCCACCUCUGCCCCGCCGCUGCCGACCUCGCAGCCGUCUCAGGCACCGCCGCCGCCGCCGCGCCCCGCUGUGGAGUUGGCUGCUGCCGCCGCGCUGCGCUGGGCCGCGGAGCCCCAGCUUGGGGCGCUGCAGGCGCAGCUCGCCAAGCCAGAUUUGACUGAAGAACGACUCGGGGACAGCAGCACAGCGGACACCGCUGAGACCUUCAGUGACAAAGAUACGGACCAGAGGAGCUCCCCGGACGUGGCCAAAAGUAAGGGCUGCUUCACGCCAGAGAGCCCCGAGAUAGUGUCGGUGGACGAAGGGGGGUAUGCGGUCCAGAAGAACGGAGGCAGCUCCGAGAGCCGACCCGACAGCCCCAAGUACCCCGGGGAGCAGAAUCACCUCCUGAUCGAGGGCCCCUCGGGGACCGUGUCUCUGCCCUUCAGCUUGAAAGCCAACAGACCGCCCCUGGAAGUGUUAAAAAAAAUAUUCCCCAACCAGAAGCCCACGGUGCUGGAGCUGAUCCUGAAGGGCUGCGGGGGCGACCUGGUGAGCGCCGUGGAGGUCCUGCUCUCCAGCCGCACCUCCAGCUUGGCCGCGGACCGAACUGCGGCAGAGCCCGAGGGCCUGGUGCUGCCCUCCAGCGGGCACAUCUUUGAACACACCUUGAGCUCCUACCCCAUCUCCUCUUCCAAAUGGUCCGUGGGCUCGGCCUUCAGAGUCCCAGACACGUUGAGGUUUUCCGCCGACUCCAGUAACGUGGUCCCCAACCCCCUGGCCGUGCCCCUGCAGCACCCGUUCCCCCAGCCCCCCCGGUACCCUCUGAUGCUGAGGAAUACUUUGGCGAGAAACCAGUCGAGCCCCUUUCUUCCCAACGAUGUCACCCUGUGGAACACCAUGACGUUGCAGCAACAGUACCAGCUGAGGUCCCAGUACGUCAGCCCUUUCCCCACUAACUCUACAAGCGUCUUCAGAAGCUCACCUGUCCUCCCCGCCCGCGUCCCCGAAGACCCUCGGAUACCCAUCCCUGACGAUGGGUGUCCCAUCGUGUCAAAGCAGUCCAUUUACGCUGAGGACGACUAUGAUGAGAGGUCUGACUCCUCAGACUCUAGAAUACUCAACACUUCAUCUUAAAGUGCUACCCGAUGGGUGGUGACCAGGUGACAUUGUCUGUGCAUUUGAACCCUG
Messenger RNA from Delphinapterus leucas (beluga whale), 1503 nucleotides. RefSeq names its product doublesex and mab-3 related transcription factor 3 (gene DMRT3). Gene Ontology annotation, molecular function: DNA-binding transcription factor activity, RNA polymerase II-specific; RNA polymerase II cis-regulatory region sequence-specific DNA binding; protein binding. The record is from RefSeq and is a predicted model, not a curated record. Gene Ontology annotation, cellular component: nucleus. NCBI's taxonomy places the organism in Eukaryota, Metazoa, Chordata, Mammalia, Artiodactyla, Monodontidae. Gene Ontology annotation, biological process: regulation of transcription by RNA polymerase II; male sex differentiation.